Molecule: messenger RNA, 2679 nt
Organism: Cyclocybe aegerita
Lineage: Eukaryota; Fungi; Basidiomycota; Agaricomycetes; Agaricales; Hemipholiotaceae
Source: the annotation of a GenBank genome assembly
AUGGGCCCGCGCACGCGCCAGAGCGCCAGUAUUCGUUCCUCGCGCAUCGUAUCACCACAACCCAUCCGCAACCUCGAUCUCGAGGAAUUCGGAGGGAUGAAUACCGGCGCACUACCACUCUCACCACCGCUCUCACCAUCCCUCUCCCCUGCCCUCUCCCCUGGAUCGCCCGUGUCGUCGUUCCGCUCAGACCCACCCUCGUUGGCUGCUGUGUCGGAGGAGCCACCACGAUCAGCGUCCCCCAUUCCAGAGAAUACGGUGCCGGCGUAUAAACAUGAAUCAGAACCAGAGCCGGAGCCAGAGCCAGAAUUGCCGCCCCCGUCCACCUCGCAACAACCCCAAGCACCCCCUCCGGCGAAAGUCGUAAAGGUUGCGGCAGCGCCGAAGCUAGUGCCACCUCCAGCCAUCAACUUCGAUACGACUCCAGUGCAGUGGAAGGGACUACCGUUGGACGCUGCCUUAUGGACGGUCGAGUCAACAGAGUUGCAGCAAACUGUUUCUCGAGCGAUACGUGCCUCGGGGCGCGAAUCGUUCGUCCGUCUCCUCACUCUCGACAACCUCGACAAAGUGCUACCCGCUGAACUGGAAAGACUAUUAGCCUCGAAGGCCAUGACACAAUCAAAGUAUCGAUUUCUAGUACAUCGACGAACAAUGCUCUUCCAAGCUCUCAAUUCGACCUCACUCGGGCAACAAAAAGAUGGAGACGAUGGGGUGUCUGUGGUUAGCAGGCUCGCGUCGCAACUGGCUGAGACCAUCACUGGGUGUGACAAGCACUUGGAGGAGCUGUUGAGGAUCAACGACCACAUAGCACAAAUAAACAGGCUCAUAGAUCUUCACUGGUCAAGCGCACUGGCCAUUGCUCUGCGAAAGCUCAAUGGUAGCUAUUCUCGUCGAGUGAAGGACGUCCAGACUGCUAAGGAGCGGAUAACGCAACUGGAAGCGGAGCUGGAGGACGCCUGGCAUGAAGCCGAGAAGAUGGCGAAGGAGCUGGAUGACUACGAGCAGGCCAUCGAGGCAGACGACACCGAAGCUGUCAUUGAGACGGCAGAGAUCGUGCCCGUGCCAAAAACUCCCAUCCAGACAAACACAUCACUGCCUCCCCUCAACCGACGUAAUUCCAUUCCGAUGACGCCCACACUGAUGGCCAUAUCCCCCAUUCCAUCGCAUACACCCCCUUCAACGACUCCGCUGUCACCGCUACCUUUGCAGACCUCCUUCGUCUUCCCGCCCCAAGUGCACCUCAAGGCGAAGGAGGCCGAGGCGCCGGAGGAUGUUCCUGACACGGUUAGUAUCCGGAGCGGACGAAGUACGCGCAGUGGGAAGAGUGGGAGGAGCCAGAACCACGUAUCGUCGGUAUAUGCGGCAAAGACGCGCAGCCAUCGAAGAUCGGAAAGCAGUCUAAGACUGAACACGCAUGUGCGCAAACACAGCGGUGCGAGCACCCCCGGUGGACGCCUACGUACACCUUACGACGACCAACCACCCGUGCCCGAGCUGCCUUCCCAAUAUUCCGCUUCUACCUCGAUCCCGACAGCUCAUGGGAAUGCGCCGCUGGGAAUGAGCAAUCACGCACAGAGUGCAGCAGAUAUCGGUGCUUCUGCAGGUGUCGCAGCCCUCAGUCGAGUAUCAACGAAUUCGUCAAAUGUCAUGCACGCGCCGUCGGCCAAUGCGUCCUCGACGGUCCUGCACCACCACUACCGCCCCGAAUUCGAAUUCGACACCCGCAUCAACCCGCACCUACGCCGGCAGGCGAGCCUUGACACCGUGUGCACGAAUGGGCGGCGGCCACCCGGCUAUGCGCAGGAGGAGGCACGGCAUGGGCGGGCAGCAGACGACCUCUAUGUUCGAGGGCACGCCCACAGGAACAGCGGCUCACUGCUGUCGUAUGAGUCCUCGAUACGCAUGGCGCAGAGCUUUGACUCAACGAUCGAGGCCGUGCCGAGGACACCACCGUACAAAGGCAACGCCCACCGGCAGAGCAGCCAACUGCACUCGGUGCUGGCGUACCAUGAGGGGUAUACGACGGGCAGGGUACCAUCGGGUGUGUUCCGGUCAGCGACGGCAUCCCCUCAUGUACCUGCGAAGGGCAUCCCCACGAUGUGGAUGAACGUGGACGCGGUGCCCAAGUCGGUGCAUCCCGCCGCCGCCCCCGUAGCAGCAGCGGGGCACUCUCGAGCGGCGACCUCACCAACGAUCGCGUCGAACUCGGGGUCAUCGCCAUCGCCUACAUCCCCGAUCGCGUUCUCCGGAAGCUCGCCUCUCGCCUCUCCUCUCUCGCCGUCAAGGAAGUUGCUCGCAAAUGCCAACGGGCAUAGCAAUGGCUGGCCAAUUGUGAAUUUGAGCAAGCUCAAGUCGUCCACGUCCAACCCCAACCUCCUCGAACCGAGCGGGAGUGUCUCGAACUCACCCUCGGCGUACCAUCCCCCAGGCCCUCCAGAGUCGUCCUAUGUCGGCUCGGAGGGCUCGGAGCAGUCGCAGAGCCACGAGCACGGACUUGGCCUGGGAUUUCUGUCCCGGCAUGCGAGCACAGCAGGAACGAGUACAGGUGCCGGUGCCGGAGCGAGGAACUCGACAUACAGCAAGCUGAGGGGCCUGACAAAGCGUUAUUCGGUGUCAUUGCCAAUGUUUAAUUCCAAGUUAGCGCAGGUGCGGUCGGCGUCGACGAGGAGGAGCGGUUGA